Messenger RNA from Centropristis striata (black sea bass), 1274 nucleotides. RefSeq names its product NADH:ubiquinone oxidoreductase subunit A10 (gene ndufa10). The record is from RefSeq and is a predicted model, not a curated record. Gene Ontology annotation, cellular component: cytoplasm. The transcript has 10 exons. NCBI's taxonomy places the organism in Eukaryota, Metazoa, Chordata, Actinopteri, Perciformes, Serranidae. Gene Ontology annotation, biological process: mitochondrial electron transport, NADH to ubiquinone. Bases 83 to 1138 code for a protein of 351 amino acids.
GCUCUGUCUGACGCAAUACUGAGGCGCCGGUUAGCGGUGAAAUCUCAGGUCAGCUCGGAGUGUUUUUGGAGGACAGGUAAUCAUGGCCCUGAGGGUGAUCCGGCUGAUCAUCCCGUCGGGAGCAGCUGCUGUUAAUUCGGUUAACAUUGCACAGAAGGCAGGUGUUCACACCAGCUCGGUGAGAAGCCUACGGUAUGGCUGGUUGGCCUAUGUUCUUGGUGAGCGGACGACGCCACGGUUAAAGCAGUACAGCAAAAUCAUCACCGUGGAUGGAAACUUGGCAUCAGGGAAAGGAUUGCUGGCCCAGAAACUGGCUGACCAUUUGGGGAUGCUCUACAUGCCUGAGUGCGACACUUUCUACAUGGACAAGAUGAGCGGAGAGAAGGUGCCACUUCCUGUCGACUACAACGGGAUGUGCAGCUUGGAGAGGUUCUACUCGGACCCCAAAGCCGCAGAUGGAAACAGCUACAGACUGCAGCUGUGGAUGUACACCAUGAGGCUGAUGCAGUACUCCGACGCUAUCGAACACCUGCUCACUACAGGCCAAGGAGUGGUCCUGGAGCGUUCUCCCUUCAGUGACAUGGUGUUCCUGGAGGCCAUGUUCAAACAGGGAUACAUCAGGAAGGAGUGUGUGGAGCACUACAAUGAGAUCAAAGGGAUCAGCAUCUGUGAGUUCCUGCCUCCUCACCUCGCCAUCUUUAUCGACCAGCCGGCUGAGGAGGUGCAGAAGAAGCUGAAACAGAGUGGCAAGAACGUGCCCCUGGCUUAUCUGAAGAGCAUUGAGGAGAGCUACAAGAAGUCUUUUCUGCCCCAAAUCCGUGAAACAUCAGAGGUGCUCACUUAUGAUGCAACCCAAGCCCAAGAUGUUGAAAGGGUGGCAGAGGACUUCGAGUAUUUGAAGUUUGAAAAGGGGCCGUGGCUGGAGCAGAACGAUGUUACCUACCACCACAUGAGAAUGCUUGUGGAAGACAAACAUUUGGUGGGAUGCCUGACCCAGAUACCCAGGUUCCUGCCGGAGAUCACCAUCGGGGCCCACGACUUUGAUGAAAAAUUCUAUGCCUAUAAAAUGAUCCGUGGGAAGAAGUAUGCCCCUGGUUAUAAUGCAGACGUGGGAGACAAAUACAUCUGGUUGAAGUGAAGCUCUCUAAUUGAACCCUCGUCAUUAUCCGAUCGACACUGAGUGGACCACUUGUCCAUUAUUGAUCCACUUCUCUCCUGUUGUACAUCCUAAAUAAUAUGUAUGUAUUAAAAGAAUAAAUUUUGAAUCUAAGAAC